Molecule: messenger RNA, 2186 nt
Organism: Arachis ipaensis
Lineage: Eukaryota; Viridiplantae; Streptophyta; Magnoliopsida; Fabales; Fabaceae
Source: RefSeq, a predicted model, not a curated record
GAAUUUCACAAAACAUGCUAUUUCAUUAAAUAAAUGUUAGAUAAGUUGAUAAAAUCCCCCUAAAUUCAACACAAGAUAAACCACAAAAUUGGGUUUUAUCAAUCAACCACUUGGAAAAAAAAACAAUGGUGAAGCAUAGCGAGUAGAAAUAGAAGCUAUAAGAUUCAGAUUUCUGAAGCGAAUCCUACACUGGCCUGUGAAGCAGGAUAUCAUGGUUCAGCUAGCAAAGGCCUACGACAUCCGAACAAGCACAUUGAAAGUAUAUGUCAGCAACAUUUGCAUUAACGCCAAGUUGAUUGGGCGGAUUUUAGGUAUUUCUUCUGAUGGUGAGUUUAUCUUCCAUAUUAAGUAGCUUUUGUUGUGCCUAGUCGUUCGAUUUCGAUGUUUCUAUCCUACCGAUAAUUGUAAGUAUUUAGAUGUUUCAAUAAAGUAGGCGAUGACUUUUUCCGAGUUCAACAAAAAGAAUGGUGCCCAUGUGGCUGUCAUAGGACAUUUCCACAUAAGAAUGACCACCGAACUGCGCGAUGUCGACUACAGCUGCUCUAUGGAAACUGAAGCAAACAGGAUGGAUUUCUGACGACAUUUCAUUUUAGUGGUCUUAAAGAUGUUCCUAUGCCCAACAAACAAUCUCACCGUGGCACAUACCCUCGAUUCUGGAUGUCUCGGAUCCAAGUAGAUUCAAUUGGCCAUUGAAGACUUUCAAGUGAUUGGAAAAGGCAAUUUAAAAAUAUAAAGUUAAAAAGCACCAAACAUGCGAGGGUUGCAUGUUCGUCCUCUUGGUAUUGUACUUCCAUCGACUGAAACAUGGUCCGCUCGAUGACUUUCAAGAACCGGAGCCAUAGAUCACUGCAUGGACUACUGCUGAACUCAAGAAGAAGGCAACUAAUGUUGUUCUUUCCGAGAUAUGCAUUGCAAACAAAGCAGAAAAAGGUAAAGAACUUAAGGACCGAGCACGUAAGACGCCAACAAAACCACAUUCUAAAGAAGCACACUCAAAGAGAGUACAAAAAACUUCAAUGCCUCCCAUACGAAGCACCAUCGCUAGAGAGAGCAAGGAGGAAUCCACGAAAGGGCAGCCUCGCAAGACCACAACAAAACCACCCUCAAGACAUGGACGCACAUAACAACCGGAAAAGACAGACAGUGGCCCCUAAGCAUGAAAGAUAUGAGGAGAAAGGUGCGCAUUGUCAAAGGAACACAAAAUCAUCUACAGAAGAAGCUGCCUCACAGCACAUGGUGACACUUACAGUAGCUUUCGACUCUGAUAACGAGGACAAUGAGCCAAUUGUUAAGAGAAUGCGCCAACUGUUUCAAUACAUGGGGAACCCACAAUAUCAGAACCUACGGGAUGCCGAAGUCAAUCUCAAUUAGGAAAAAACUCUUCAAAAAACAUCAACCCUGAAGAUCUUGAUCCAAUUACUCCAUCAACGGCAUUGUGCAACUUACAAGAUAUGAUUUUGAAAGGCAAGUUGUUUGUGACAAAAUUUAUUAUCUGUGUCUAUUUGCAUGUUAUGAUUCUAGUUUCUUUAAAAGCAUAAGUGUUUCUUUUAUCUAACAUCAAUUGCAUUCGACGCACUGGCAUGUUAUCUUUACGGUGCCCAGAAAGUGAAGUACUGUGGCAAAUAUUGAGCGAGGUCGGUACACAAAGCCUAUUAGCAUGGAAUCCAUCCAAACUGUGAUGCCGAAGAGUUCAUAUUGCCACGCCAAUCCAAUGCGACCCAACUUUUCUCUUGGAUUGACUCAGCUGGCAAAGACACCCACCCCGUCCCCUAUCCCAUCCGUGCAUCCGAGACUUAAGAAUUUUAAGUUCGACGAGCGUAGGGAGCAACAAGUCUAAAAAUGGAUUGUGAACAUGUCCCUCGGAAACAGCCUUUGACAUAGUACGAAGGUAGACCGUAUCUAGAACUGCUCAGAAAGGAUUUAUGCACGUUGCAAACCUGUCGCUGGGUUAGUGCUGGAAGUUUUUCCACUGAUUCUUCUAAAAAGGUGCAGCUAAUCUGAGGAUUAGGGUUUUUAAAAGGAUUUUGGGGAUUAAAAUGACAAAAAAAUGUAUCCGCCACAUCAGCGUGGUAAGAGUAAGUCCAAGUUAGCUUUCCAAUCACGUCUCAUUGACGGAAAAUAGUUUAGGGACUACUAUGAAUUUCGAAGUGCAAGUUCAAAAUUGAAUAACUAUAAAGUUCGAGAAU